AUGGCAAAAUCAAAGAGAGUAAAGAAGGUUCUUGUGACUAAGGAUCUAAAGAAGAAGAGAAAAGAUAAGUCAGAAAUCAUUGAAAACGUGCACGAGUACAUUGGUAAAUUUAAGUUUGUUUAUGUUGUUAAGCUAAAGAACCAGAGAAAUGCUGCUUUGAAGCAGCUCAGAGUUAGAUUAGAACCAGGAAAGCUUUUAAUCGGGAAGAACAAGCUUCUUCAGGUUGCGUUUGGAGCAGACUCGGAUUCAGAAUCUGCGAAGAAUGCUCAUAAAAUCUCUUCUUUUCUCCAUGGUGAAAGAGGUCUUAUCUUCACAGACCUUGCUCCUAGUGAUUUGAAUAAAGUAUUAGAAGAGAGCUGUACGAUGGAGUUUGGUAGAGAAGGUUCAUUUUCUGACAUUACUUGUGUUAUUGAGCCAAACACAGACUUGGAAUGCCUGUAUAGAAAUGCAGAAUUCUAUAUGAGAAAACAAUUUCCUCAGCUUAAGCCAACUCCUCUAGGUUCGGAGGAGGGUAAGGUUAUCAUAUGCAAGGAAGGUAGUCCUUUGAAUAAGUACCAGUAUUUGCUACUUAAACAUUUAGAUAUCCCUUCAGUCAAGUUUGAAGUAAAACCAAUUGCUUGCCUUCACAACGAAGAACUAACUUGUUUUGGAAACAUCGAUAUGGAAUAA
Messenger RNA from Cryptosporidium ubiquitum, 669 nucleotides. RefSeq names its product ribosomal protein. Lineage: Eukaryota; Apicomplexa; Conoidasida; Eucoccidiorida; Cryptosporidiidae. Bases 1 to 669 code for a protein of 222 amino acids. Gene Ontology annotation, molecular function: RNA binding. The record is from RefSeq and is a predicted model, not a curated record. Gene Ontology annotation, cellular component: nucleolus; preribosome, large subunit precursor. Gene Ontology annotation, biological process: rRNA processing; nuclear-transcribed mRNA catabolic process; ribosomal large subunit biogenesis. The transcript has a single exon.